This is a messenger RNA of Triticum aestivum (bread wheat), 2262 nucleotides long. RefSeq lists its product as uncharacterized. The record is from RefSeq and is a predicted model, not a curated record. The transcript has 2 exons. NCBI's taxonomy places the organism in Eukaryota, Viridiplantae, Streptophyta, Magnoliopsida, Poales, Poaceae. Bases 171 to 2156 code for a protein of 661 amino acids.
UAAUUCGAGCCUCCCUUCCUGUCCUCUCUCAUCUUCCUUCCUCUGGAUCUCACCUCGCCGUCCGCUCUGACAGCUUGAGAAAUCAUCCCCAACUCUCGCCUCUCGACAACAUAGCAGGGCCUCGACUUACAGGACAUCGGAGUGAAGGUGUUUUGAAAGCUAAACCAAGCAUGGCCAUAACAAGGGAGAGCUUGGAACAAAUAUGGAACCAGUGGGAAAUCGAGCUGGUGGUGCUCCUCAGCUUCACCCUGCAAAUCUUUCUCUUCUUCACCGGCUGUAUCAGGCGGUACAGCACCAAUGCUCUGCUCAGGCUUCUUACCUGGCUAGCAUAUGUUGCGGCAGACAUGGUUGCUGUAUACGCCCUUGGUCUCAUAUCCAGAGAUGGUCAGAGUACCAUGUCAUCGGCUGGAUCAUGCCACCGGAACAAGCGAUCAAACAGAUUCUCCACGGGCACAAGCCGCCAACUAGCAUUCUUCUGGGCGCCUUUCCUCCUCGUCCAUCUCGGCGGGCAGGACACCAUAUCGGCUUUCUCCAUCGAGGACAACAACCUCUGGCUGAGGCACCUUCUGAAUCUGACCAUCCAAGUCUCGUUAGCCUUAUACGCCUUUUGGAAGUCGAUAGGUGGACAAAAUCAGCGGCUUCUUGCUCCAGGCAUCUUGGUGUUUGUCACCGGGAUCAUCAGGUAUGGGGAGAGGAUAUGGGCGCUCAAGUGCAGUAGCCGAAAUGGCCUAAGGGAGACGAAUCUGCCUCCAUUGCCUAAACUCAAUUUUGAGGUCGACAAAGGCAGCUAUGUUGGCACCAUCUGCUACGUUCUAGGCUCAAUGGUUUGUAUCCGGGAUCUUUUCUCAGGGCGCACCACCUCCCAAAUGAAAGAGCGUGCUGUCUUCAGGUUCCAAGAAGACAGGCCCCUAGACCAGGUGCCCAAGUUGCUGGAGGUCGAGCUUGCCAUGAUGUAUGAUGAUCUCUUCACGAAGGCCAUGUUGCUCAGAACAAGGACUGGGGUUGUGCUCCGGUGCAUCAGCCAAUUCUCAGUCAUAGCUGCCUUUGUGCUCUUCCUAGUUGAAAACCUCAAACAAGAACAUAAUAGAGCUGAUGUCGCAAUCACCUAUGCGUUAUUCUUGGGUGGCUUCAGUCUUGAAGUUUGUGCUUUUGUUCUGACUGUGAUGUCACCGUGGACUUGGGCAUUCUUCAAAGCUCGAAGGUGCGAUAGGCUUGCCCACAUUUCUUGGCUUCUUCUUUCAAGUGGCAUUGGCUGGCCGGAGAAGAGACCGUUGUGGUCGAACUCUAUGGGGCAGUAUAACUUCUUGACUUCAUGUAUGGGCCGUGAGCAAUCAACGACAUCAUCCAAACUAAUGACUAUCAUCAGAAAGAUUUUAAUUGCAGUUGAGAAGAAGGUCUUUAUCAGAAACCUACAACACACCAAGCAUGUCAAUCUGAGCAAGGAUGUUAUGGACAGUGUGGUCACAUGGGUUGGACGCCUUGCUCGCGAAGAAUUCACAAGGAUAACGCAGCAGCAACGCUGGGUGAAUCUUCGCCCAAUCAUCAACCCGACAAUGAAUACUUUAGCUAAUUCUUUGGGUGAUAACAUCAUCUUCUUACAUACAUACACAGAAUUGCACUUGCAGAAACACUCCAGCAACAUGGAUGACGAGACAAUAUCAACUACAAUGGACAUAUGCAGGAAGAUAUCUAACUAUAUGGUGUACCUUCUGGUCGUGCAUCCUUCCAUGUUGCCGCUAAGUGGCACCGCAGCGGACACAUUAGCAAAAUUCUACGAGAAGAUCAGCAAGAACGGCAGCGGCAAGCAAGAUGUCCUGGACACUGCUUAUCAGCUAGUGACAGACAAGCUGGAGUUCGGCGACGAGGAAUGCCUGAAAGAACAGGAGCAACCUGGGCCGUGGGGCGAGACGCUGACGGAGAUCCAAGAUAUGUGGAUGAGGCUGCUGCUCUACGCGGCCGGCAAGUGCCCGGUAGAGCUGCACGCCCAGCAGCUAGGCAGAGGAGGGGAGCUCCUCACCUUGGUCUGGUUGCUGAUGGCGCAUAAUGGCAUUGGAAAUGUUGGUCAUCAGGUUGAACUUAUAACUAAUGAUGAAACAAUGGUUGGGCAGUUCUGUGCAUUCCAUUAUCCUAAAGAAUCAAAACAUAGGUCUGCGUAGGUAGCUCUUGUAAGCCAAUCCCAAAUGUAUGUAGUUAUCUUUUGGGAGCACAAAACGCUUGGAUAUAAUAUUUACCUUGAUGUCUCUUUGCAUGUAGUUAUCUUUG